UGAUAUCUGCACACAUAAAGUCACUAAAAUGCACACCACUUAAUAAAGCUAAAUGAAUCUGCUUAUGUUACAUAUCUAUCUUUAAGCUUUCGUGUGAAUUGAUAAGUAAGUAUGAGCUGAUACAAACUAGUUAAUCGCGUUGAAAUUUUCAGUGUUCAAAUUCAUCUUAAGCUUGGGUAUAUACACUCAAAGUGAAAUCACAUCUUCUUGCACAACCAAUAAAAAAAAAAUCAGAUAAGCAAAAACUAUAAUAUUGCUUUGAAAUAAGAUUCUUACAAACUUAACGUCACAUUGAUAAAUCGACCUUGACCCCUAACUAUUCUGUUUGAACACCAAAACUACAGUUUUUCAUGUUUUAGCUCAGCAUAUUUUUGUCAAAGAGUAGUAGUUAUUUGCCUGUAGUCUAUCGAGUUGUCAAAAUAAUAUCUUUUUCAUUUUUCUAUAGAAUUGUAAAUACCACGUUGAAGUUGGGAUUAUUGUUUAUUAAGAAAAAUUCAAAAACCCAAAAGCAUAAAAAAGAAAAAGAUCACCAAAAACAAAAAAAAAUAACAAGGUGGAGGACGACGUGCUUACAAGUAAGGAUCCCUAAUGACUACUCGUUUCAAUUAAUUAAAGAAUUCGAACCACGUCUAAAAGAUUCCCUAGAAUUUCUGUUUUAAGUAAAAAUUGGAACAUUGAUUAAAUAUUGAACAAAUUUAAUCAUAUGAUCUGUCUCUAGCUUGCUAGGAAUGUGCCUACAAUUAUAAUAUUGUAUUCAGAUUAAUGAAAAAUGAACAAAUUGCAGUAUCUAAUUAUAAAAAUACAGUCCUUAAGUGACUAAACUAUAAUCCAACUACUCCUUGGCUGUAUUCAAUUAAAAGAAACUAAACAGAAAUAAGACUUUGUCUAAUGAAUAAUAAAUAAAAUGUUUCAUUUUGGCAUGCUCUUUUAGUGGGGGACACUAUGGUUUUUUAAAAAUAUUGUAUUUUUCAAACAACUGAUUUAACGAACUCUUCUUUAUUUUUCAUCAAAAUUUUGUGAAAAAACAGAGAAGAAGCUAAGAGAAGUACAUAGUAUGGUGCCCAUUGACGAUGGAGAUUUAUCUAGAGACAAUUCAGUGAAAUGGAUUCUUGAAAAUGCUGAAAAAGAUAGUACGAGCGAUAUCCAUGAGAAUAGAAAUGGUGCAAAUGGUUUACAAGAGCUUGCAAAUCAAAAAUCUUUCAAGAAAAAUUUCAGCAUUUCAAGACGAAGAAAUGGUGUUGUACCAAGAAUGGGGCGGAUGGAAUCAGGCGCUACUAGAGGGCUAAAGAGCUUACGAUUUCUUGAUAGAUCAACCACAGGGAAGGAGGGAGAUGCCUGGCGGAGUGUGGAGAAACGAUUCAAUCAAAAUGCAGUUAAUGGGAGGAUCUUCAGAGAGAAAUUUGGGACCUGUAUUGGAAUGGGAGAAAGCAAGGAAUUCGCUGGAGAGUUAUUUGAUACGUUGGCUAGGCGUAGGAAGAUCAACACAGAAAAUGGCAUAACAAUAGAUGAAGUGAAAGGAUUUUGGGAAGACAUAUCAACUCAAUCUCUUGAUGCAAGGCUUCAUAUUUUCUUUGACAUGUGUGACAAGAAUGGUGAUGGGAAACUAUCAGAGGAAGAGGUAAAGGAGGUUCUAGUGAUGAGUGCCUCGGCAAAUAAAUUGUCAAAAUUCAAGCAACAUGCACCCACAUACGCAGCUUUAAUCAUGGAAGAGCUUGACCCUGAUCAUUUGGGAUAUAUUGAGAUGUGGCAACUUGAAGCUCUACUAAGAGGGAUGGUGGGUUCAGAAGAAGGGGAAAAAACCCUGAAGAGAUCACAAACACUGGCGAAAACCAUGAUUCCGAAAGAAUACAGGACCCCAGUAAGCAAAUUCUUUUAUAAAACAUCAGAAAAAAUACAAGAAAACUGGAAAAGAAUAUGGGUCCUAACAUUGUGGUUGUGCAUCAACAUGAUACUUUUCACUUGGAAGUUCCAACAAUUUAAAAGAAAAUCAGCAUUUCAGAUCAUGGGUUAUUGCGUUUGCAUCGCUAAAGGUGCAGGAGAGACUCUUAAGUUCAACAUGGCUCUAGUUCUUUUUCCUGUCUGCAGAAGAACUCUUACUAAGCUCAGAGAAACUUUCCUUGGUUCAAUAUUUCCCUUUGAUGAUAACAUCAAUUUCCAUAAGAUAAUUGCAUUGGGAAUUGCUGUAGCAACGUUUAUUCACGCACUUUUCCAUACCAGCUGCAAUUUUGUGAAACUAACAACAUGUCCACAGAGUAAAUUUAUGACAUUUCUUGGAAGCAACUUCGACUACCACCAACCAAGUUACUUGGACCUCGUGGCAUCCAUUCCAGGUGUAACAGGCAUUCUGAUGACACUUUUCAUGCUUUUCUCCUUCACAUUGGCUACACAUUCGUUUAGAAGGAACGUCAUCAAAUUGCCAUGGCCGUUCCAUCAUUUAGCAGGAUUUAACGCGUUUUGGUAUGCACAUCAUCUUCUGGUCCUCGUCUACAUCCUCUUGGUCCUCCAUGGCUACUUCAUAUACCUUACAAAAGAAUGGUACAAAAAGACGACAUGGAUGUAUCUUGCAGUUCCGGUACUUGCAUAUGCUACGGAAAGAACUCUCAUCGUCUACGAACACAGCUACAAUGUCAAUAUCAUAAAGGCCGUCACAUAUACAGGGAAUGUACUAGCAUUAUACAUGAGUAAACCUCCAGGAUUCAAGUAUAAGAGUGGAAUGUACCUUUUUGUUAAAUGUCCUGAUAUUUCAACCUUCGAAUGGCAUCCAUUCUCAAUCACUUCAGCACCAGACGACAACUAUCUAAGUGUUCAUAUACGUACAUUGGGAGACUGGACUACAGAGCUAAAAACCAGAUUUGAGAAGGCUUGUGAGCCUGAUCAAGUAGCACAAUCAAGGAAGGGAAGUCUUGUAAGAAUGGAAACUAAAGCAUAUUCAGAUGUUGAACAGGCUCAAUCCGAAUUUCCAAAGAUCAUGAUCAAAGGACCUUAUGGAGCACCAGCUCAAAACUACAAGAAAUAUGAUAUCCUUCUACUAAUUGGCUUGGGAAUAGGAGCAACACCAUUUAUCAGCAUUUUAAAGGACCUUCUUAACAAUGAAUCUCAAUCUAAUGGUGAAUUAUCAAGUAAUAGGAGAGGUCCUGACAGAGCAUAUUUCUAUUGGGUGACAAGAGAACAAGGAUCAUUUGAUUGGUUCAAGGGUGUUAUGGAUGAUAUUGCUGAAUAUGACCAUAAUGAAAUGAUGGAAAUGCACAACUAUUUGACUAGUGUUUAUGAAGAAGGAGAUGCUAGAUCUGCACUUAUUGCAAUGGUGCAAUCACUACAACAUGCUAAAAAUGGAGUUGAUGUUGUCUCUGAUAGUCGGAUAAGAACACAUUUUGCAAGACCAAAUUGGAGAAAGGUAUUCUCUAGGUUGGCAGCAGCCCAUCCAUCUUCUCGAAUUGGGGUAUUUUACUGCGGAAGUCCUACUCUUACAAAACCACUUAGAAGGCUGUGUCAAGAAUUUAGUUUAAAUUCAUCCACUCGUUUCAAUUUCCACAAAGAAAAUUUCUAGAUAUACAUAUAAUAUAUAUAGAGAGAGAGAGGUUUGAGUCUUCACUGAGUUGUGAAUUCUAAUAAUUUCUUGUAUAAAUUGUUGCAAUUCUACUGAAAUAUAUAUGUUGCUUGAU
Molecule: messenger RNA, 3662 nt
Organism: Solanum lycopersicum (tomato)
Lineage: Eukaryota; Viridiplantae; Streptophyta; Magnoliopsida; Solanales; Solanaceae
Product: putative respiratory burst oxidase homolog protein H
Cellular component (GO): plasma membrane
Molecular function (GO): NAD(P)H oxidase H2O2-forming activity; peroxidase activity; calcium ion binding
Source: RefSeq, a predicted model, not a curated record